Molecule: messenger RNA, 3234 nt
Organism: Archocentrus centrarchus (flier cichlid)
Lineage: Eukaryota; Metazoa; Chordata; Actinopteri; Cichliformes; Cichlidae
Gene: rpz6
Product: rapunzel 6
Exons: 3
Coding region: 134-1318 (394 amino acids)
Source: RefSeq, a predicted model, not a curated record
CUCUCAGCGGUGCAGAAGAGAAUCGUGGGAAUUUUCUCAAACUUGAAGGCGAGAAAAAAAAAAAAAAAAACUUGUCUGCAGCUGUUGGAGCUUAUCAGCGGUGAAGGAGCAGCGGAGGCAUUUCAUUCAGAACAUGACUAAUCCACUGGAGAAGGCUGUGGCCCAGAAGAAGGAGGCCAUUGAGGCGGUGAUGGACAUGUUUCAGAGGGGGGCCGAGGUGUUGGCCAGUGCGGUGGGGGAGCUCUUUCCUCUUUGUGAGGCUGCUGCUCCGGUCCUGCGUCUGGCCUUAGACAACGUCCACAGCAAAGAGGUCUUCUAUGUCAAAGAGCAGUUCCUGACAGUGAAGAACAAGCUCGAUGUGCUCUCGAGCCAACUGGAGGACAUUGACUGCGAGAUCAAGAAGGGGAAACUGGACUCCCAGUACUUCUCAGUGGAGGAGAACAUUAGGAACCAGUUUAGGAAGUACAUGGAUAUACUGGAAGCAAAAGAGCAGUUCAGGGAGGUGAAGAAGAGGCUGUUUUUGGAGCACUUUGCCAAAACCGGAGGAGAGAAGAACCUGCGUGUGCUCUGUGAUGCUCUCAUGGGGACUAACUGCUUUGGAGAGUCCAUUUUAGACGUGGUAGAAGGGUAUGUGGCAAGGAACCGGCGCCUUCUGGAAGAUUUCUGUGUUUGGAUGAAGGAGCUUCUCUGCUUGGGCCUGAUUGCUCUGCUGGGCCACUGCGCCUUAACUCGGGGCCAAGAGGAGGAGCAGGACAAAAUCCAAGAGUGGAGCAGCAAAAUCGAAGAAGUUGAGUCCAGGAUGAAGUCAGCCAUUGAGUCUUGCAUUGCUGCUUUCCCAGAGCAAGCAAAACUAGACACCCAACGUCUCCUGCAGGAGAACCAAGAAGAUAAUCUUCAGGAUACAACUCAGCAGCUUUUAGAGUUCUUGGUGAAAAAGUACGACUGGGUCAGCUGGUCAGUGCGGCUGAUCAACCAUUCAGGCAGCACCUACAGGAACUGGCGAGCAGGGGAGCAUUUUCAUCACGUGGCAGGGCAGAACUGGUUCGAGGUGCUCCAGGUGAACAACAUCAACCUGGUGGUGUCGUACAGCACCAAACCGCAGCCUGUGCCCCGCGACUGGAUCAGGCAGCUGAUGGAGGCUCAGGGGAAGAAGGGAAAUGCCCCAGCUGUGGUGGAGGUGCUGGAGAAGCAGCUGGGUGGGUUUGUUGUUCAUGCAGUCAGUCGCCACAAGGAGUCCGCAGCUGCGUGGAGCUUUCCGGAAGACUGCCAUUACUGGGAGAGGCACAAGAACGUGGCUGUGUGCGUGCACUCGGAGUAAAGCUGCCAUACGAUCCAGGCUUCAGGACGUUAGAGCAGACAGGUAUAUUUAAAGGAAGAUACUUGAGAUUUUUGUUGCUGGAAGACAAAGAAAUGAAGGAUGCACUGAUCUGAUACGCUGGAUUGAUCAAGAAUAUUGUUUUCUAUCAUUUAUGCUAACACCAAUCAUGCAAACGAGGCUCUGUAAGGCAUUACAUGCUGAGAAGUAUUACACGGUUAGUGGGAGAAGAUUUAUUCAGAUUCUUACUGUGGAUGAAUAUUACAAUAACGCUCCACUGUAAGGAGAAGGGAUUCGAAAUCUGCCAGUAAAAACAGAAGAAUCCAAAUGAGGAAAAAAUAUCAGCAGUUUAACUGAAUUAUUAAAGUCAGAGUGUGAGGAAGGAUUCACUGUGGCUGACAUCACACUCAGUGAAACAUCAAAGAGUAACAAAUGUUUCAGAUUUUUAUCACAUCACAGAAUACAUUUAAGGAGAUAAAAUGGUUACUUUUGCUGCCUUUUACAUUUUGAAAAUAUUACAAACUUUGGUCAGACACUAGUUAUUUCUCUCUUUGUAGUACAGGUCACAGGUCACAGGUCAUCAGGUCUGCUGGUCCUGUUUUAAGGAUCAUUAGGCACCAAAAUGACUGCUGGCUUUGGAAAAAGAUGGUGUUUAGGUUAAAACAGUCUCCUUCCCAGCAGUAUCGUUGCACGAUCACUGCCGUUAACGAGUGUGCGUGAACUGAGACGUGAAAACGACAUCAUUUAAUGGCCGAGAAGGAGAACCGGCUGCGCUGAUGCUUUUCUUUUAUUUACAGUGACAGUGAAGUGAAUCAGAGGGGAUGGAGACACUGUUACACUUAUUUUUAUUUUUAUUUUACACGGGGGCUGGUGGGUGAGGUUCUGCUCACAUGAGAACAGAAUUGAUCUGACACGCCUACAUUAGAGCCACGCAGCACUGUGUGUGGGCCAUCGCCUGAACCCACACAAUAGAAUCAAUAUUGGACAAAAUCAGAUCAGUGCAGCUCUCACAAAAUUCAGUUUCACAGCUUAAAAUAAUGUAACCACAAUAAUGUAACCACAAAUGCACUUUUAAGAGCUGGUCGAGCUCUCAGAUAUUCUCAGAUAUUUUCUACAUAAUUUAAUUCAAUUCAGUUUUAUUUAUAAAGCGUCACAUCACAACAAACAGUCGCCUCAAGACGCUUUGUAUUGUAGGCAAAGACCCUACAAUAAUUAGCCGUAGCUCUGUGAAUCACUUGCAUAUGUAUUCGUAAUACUAACAGUUAAAUAAUAACAUUAGGGUCUUUGCUUUUACCUCAGCUGCUUACAGUAAUAACCCUGUCUCCCUUGGGAAACUGCUGCUGGACCCACAGCUUUGGAGAGCUGGUUUUGCUGAGGCUGCAUCCACAGCUCUUUGCUCCCUCUUUGUCCGUGCUCAGCAGGCUGGCCUACAUCCCCCCGACAGGCAGCGGGGAGGUCACUUUCUCAGGCGUGAAAAACAAGAGGCUUGGAGGUUGGCGCUGGAGAUGUAACAAUGUGCCUCGUGUUCUGUACGCAGUCAAACCUGAAGCCCACUGCCGACCGGUGCCAGACCUGAAAAUGAUGAAAAAAUACGAGUUAGCAGCUGCACACAGGAUCUGUAUGAUUUAUGCACCAUUUCAUCCAUGUAGAUGCCAUGUUCUUUCCCUCCUAUCUGUUCUGUCUUAAACUGCAUCCAAAGAUUUUCCCAGAUAACGUAUAUGAACGAGGCUUUAAUUCACUGUGCAGAAUGAAUGGUUAGCAUGGCUGUUUAUGCUUUAUGACAAUUAAUGAGUAAGAACAAAAAUCUAAUGAUGUGUAAACACGUGUAAUCUAAUAUCUGUCUCCUUUCUCUUGUACAAAUGUGAUUUAUGUGGCACCGUUAGUGCCUGUGCCCAUUAAACUGAAGCAGUGCACCCUCA